CAAUUCACUUCGGUCUCCCCUAUUUGUGUCGAUCGACGCGCCAUCAUCCCUGAGAAUACAACUAUUAUAAGUUGAACCGGCAAAUGAAAAAGACCCACAGUAAUCAUCGCUCUCAAUUUAUUUCUAAAAAACAGCACUGCCACGGGUAUAAGAAUUCCAAGAAAAAUAUGGUAUAAAAAGCACAAGCGACUUAAUCGUACAACUAUUGUAAUUUGAACCAGCAAAUGAAAUGGACCCCCAGUAAUCAUCACUCUCAAUUUAUUUCUAAAAAACAGGUAACAGAAGAUCAUUAGGGAACAGUGAUUGAUGAAUCAUGAUGAAAAUAGUAUUCGCUUGUUUACUAAUUCCACUCGUUGCUGGCGCGAUAGAAACGCUCGGUGAAGAUGAGUUAAAAAUACUAGAAAAAGCGCUGCAUCAAUCUGCAGAAUUUAUGAUGAAAGAAGUUGAGGAUGAUGAACAUGUGGCUAUUUGCAUUGGUGCCACAAGAUCUGGAAAGAGUACAUUAAUCAAUUACUUAAAAGGUAAUUCAUUAGAAGCCGUAAGAGAACCUGGAUCCCAUCAGAUAACAUUGAGAGUGAUAACCGAAUCAUCAGGACCCGAAGUUAGCAGUGGACCAACUUCAAAGACUACGUCUCCCACAAAAUGGUUUUCAGAGAAUUUACCCGAUUUGGCUAUUUGGGAUGCACCCGGAUUUGACGAUAAUAGAGGCGCCAUACAGGAUAUUACCAAUUCGUUUUAUCUUUAUCAACUGGUUCAAAAUGUUAAAUCUUUAAAAAUAAUUUUAGUUGUGGACAUAAACGAUAUUCUUAAUGACAAUAUUAAACCAUUUCUAACAGUUUUAGAAGCUGUUGAAACUCUAUUGGGAAACAAAAUGAAAAACUAUUUCUCAAUCAUUACAGUGGUAUUUACAAAGGUUCGAAAUAUUGAUGAUGUUCCAAUUGAUAUGCAUUUUAUAAACGAAAAAUUAACCUAUCAAUUUCUGUCAAGCAAUGACAUGCAAAUGUCGUCAAAUUCAAAAGACUUUGUACGGUUUUUAAUAGCUAAUAACUAUCGUAUAGCUUUCUUCAAAAGGCCAUUAUCACUUGGUAGAUUAAAGGAAAACAUUGAUAUGAAUAUUUUUGCCUCAAUCAGAAAUUCUAAAAGUAUACCAAAAAACACUCUAAAGGAAUUACAUCCUCGUAUUUCAGAUUCUUCUAAGCUUAGCUUAUAUAAUCUUAGGGAUAAAUUGUCCUUAAUAUCAGAAUUUAGUAAAUUCGAGAAUAUUGUAACUGAGAUAUUCCUAAAUAAGGUAGAUGAUGUAAUGGCAUUGGCUACUAAUGAAGAAUCAGAAAAGAAAUUAACAAAUGUCAUUGAAAAAUUAGAUGCACUUCGUGACAAAUUAUCUGAUGCUAAAUUUCAUGAGAAAGACAUUAUUAAAAAAGUAAAAAUUCUUCGAUCAGCUAAUCCUGCUUUUGAAAAAGAAAUUACCAGUCGUAAAUUGUUGGAAAAAAUUAAACUCAUGGAAUUUGUAGAUAAAUUGUCAGAUGUGAAAGAGGGUGAAGUCUAUAAACUAGCCCAUAAACUUAAAGAAUUUUUAUCAAAUUCUAUUUCCAACCUAAACAAUGCGAUUUUCCCCAUUCGAAAGAAAUUAGAUAAAAUUAGACAAGAUUUGGAAGAGAGUUUCGUCGGCAAUUUGAUGGGUUUUCUUCCUGCUGCUAUUGCAGGUAUAGGUAUAUAUUUCGGAGUACCUUGGUUACCAAUGAUAUUUCCUUAACUUUUUUUUUUAAAAAAAAGUUAAGCUGAAGUUUAGUAUGUUUUUGGUAGAGAAAAAUAAAAGAACACUGGUUAGGCUAAAAUUUACUUUCGCCACUCUUUUCAGAGGAGUUGAGAAAAGUUCUACUUUCGUCACACUAAUCUAACAAGAAAAGUACUCCUUUCAGAGUAGGUGUUGGAGAAAAUUAGUUUACUAACAAAAUUCUUACAGGGUCUUCGUGGGGCACUCGCUAUAAUUCUCCACGAAAUAUUUUUGAUAAUAACCGCAAGCGUCAUGACACAGAAAAUACCGGGGCCUUACUAGUUUCUUUUGCAUUUUUCCUAAUCAGAUACAUAUACACCGAGAAUUUACUAAAAAUUUAUUAAAGAUUUAAGUGCUAACUGAGUUUAUGCAAUUAUGCAUAUGAUUAAUAUAAAUACUUUUGUAAAUAAUAAUUGGGGCCAAACUACGCUAAAAG
Molecule: messenger RNA, 2210 nt
Organism: Leptopilina heterotoma
Lineage: Eukaryota; Metazoa; Arthropoda; Insecta; Hymenoptera; Figitidae
Exons: 3
Coding region: 314-1753 (479 amino acids)
Source: RefSeq, a predicted model, not a curated record